UCAACCUUCACGUCCCGCCCCUUCUCGUGAGCGUGGUGUGUUGACUGCCUGGCUUUACUCCGGCUUGUUCAGAAGCAGGUUUGUCAGCUUAUAUGACAUUUGUCUCCUUCAUAUAGACAUCAAACAUACCAAAGACCAUGAACAGUUUAAUUAGAACUACUGCUAGGUGUUUGCGGUCCGUCUACAUGCCCAGGCAGGCCGUGUGGUCGACCUCGGCCCGGUUCCUCUGCGCGGCGGCAGACCUCCAAAAAGACCUUGGUGAGAUGGUGAAGAAGGACAAAGUGGUGGUGUUUAUGAAGGGGACGCCAGCGCAGCCCAUGUGUGGCUUCAGUAAUGCCGUGGUUCAGAUCCUCCGGAUGCAUGGGGUGGACGACUAUGCUUCGUACAACGUAUUGGAGGACUCCGAGUUCCGAGAAGGAGUCAAGGUCUUCUCCAACUGGCCCACGAUCCCUCAGGUGUACUUCAGCGGCGAGUUUGUGGGGGGCUGCGACAUCCUGCUCCAGAUGCACCAGAACGGAGAUCUGGUGGAGGAGUUAAAGAAGCUGGGCAUCAGCUCUGCACUGCUGGAGGCUGGCAAGGAAUCAAAGUAGAGGAAGAGGAUAAACUUCAAACAGCUGACGAGACAGAGGACACAUUUAUCAGGUUUAAUCCCCCACUCGGAUGAUCACAGUUAAACCAACUUUCUAAGGCAGCCAUGGACAAAAUUGACUCCCCCUCCUGGCCAAUGAGGCACAGCAAGAGUGCAGAUGAAAAAUACGUAUGAAGUUUUGGUGGCAGCACUGUAUCUUAAGUUAUGGACGUUCUGUCUUUCCCAUGUUCCAUAUGUACACAGAGCUACUGCUGCACUGCUCAUACUCUUCGAAAUGUGCACAGAUCUAAGAAGAAGAGUGGACAGUGGACACACAGGAAUCCAAAAUCAGUUUUGGUUCGGGUUAGUUACCCAAAUUUCUCAUCUUCUAUGUAAAGCCGAUUCUUUCUUUUGUCAUUUCUAGGCAUCCAUAACAAAUUGCAAACACAACAAUGACGUAUUCUCACAUCCUAACUUGACGUGGUGAACUCGUUAGCAUUUGAAGUCAUGUUUCUGGCCACCUGAUGACGAAAUCCAAUAUUCACUCUUUCCAGCUCGGUUUUGUUUUUUAUUAGCUCCUGAGCAAAAUAUCUGUUUGUUUAGCUGCUAAAUGCUCCCCUAUGUACACCAGCUAGUUGCUAACUGUGUCUGCCUUUUGGUGCUGGCGCUGGCAGUACAGUGUUGAUCAGAGCCUAAACAGUAAAGUUUGGGGCUGAGGAAAACUGCUGAGUCUGGUGAUAAUGCUCUGCGGGUUCG
Molecule: messenger RNA, 1324 nt
Organism: Cottoperca gobio
Lineage: Eukaryota; Metazoa; Chordata; Actinopteri; Perciformes; Bovichtidae
Gene: glrx5
Product: glutaredoxin 5 homolog (S. cerevisiae)
Exons: 2
Coding region: 138-590 (150 amino acids)
Cellular component (GO): mitochondrial matrix
Source: RefSeq, a predicted model, not a curated record